This is a messenger RNA of Neoarthrinium moseri, 807 nucleotides long. RefSeq lists its product as uncharacterized. Bases 1 to 807 code for a protein of 268 amino acids. Gene Ontology annotation, cellular component: eukaryotic translation initiation factor 4F complex. Lineage: Eukaryota; Fungi; Ascomycota; Sordariomycetes; Amphisphaeriales; Apiosporaceae. The record is from RefSeq and is a predicted model, not a curated record. Gene Ontology annotation, biological process: translational initiation. Gene Ontology annotation, molecular function: RNA 7-methylguanosine cap binding; translation initiation factor activity. The transcript has 3 exons.
AUGGCGGCACCAGGCAGACCCAGGUUGGGCAUGUUCACCAGUGGACUGUCCUCGCUGUCCCAGAGCAGCGACCCCAACUCCCCCAAUGUCAGCUCGCCCGCCGAGCAGCGUGCUGGCGCAAAGGCAAACAUGUUCCAAGCCAUGCGCCUGCCCACGCAGCACGUCUGGGUGCUAUACUUUGACAAGCAGGCCAAAGACCAGAAGAAGACGGACGACGGCAGCUAUCAAGUGCAUUUCGAACAGCUCGGCGAGGACAUCAAAUCGGUUGCCGAGUUCUGGCGCUAUGAGAACCACAUCAACGUGGAGCAGAUGGCCAUGCGCGAUUCCAUCUACCUGUUCAAGAAGGGCAUCAUGCCCGUGUGGGAGGAUCGACGCAACGUGUUGGGAGGCAGCUGGACCUUCCGGGUCCCCAAGGGCUUGUCCCAAGAAUUCUGGAGGCACAUCCAGGUCAUGGCCAUCGGCGAGACGUUGGAGGGCGUGCUGGCAAAGGGAGACCAGCUCUGCGGCGUAGGCCUUUCCGUGCGCUUCAACUCGCACCUGAUCUCCAUCUGGCACCGACACUCGUCGGAACAGGCAUCCAUCGAUGCCCUGCUGGAUGUUGUCCUGCAGUCGCUGCCCGAGAACCUGCAGCCCAAAGCCGACAACUACUUCUACAAGAAGCACUCUGACCACGCAGGUUUCAAGGCACCGCCGGAGCUGCAAGCCGUCAUCGACUCACAAAAGAGAGCCCAAGAGGCUGCUGCAGCCAGUGCGAAGGCGGCAGCCUCUGCGCCGGCAGAAACAGAAAAACCGGCGGCGGCUGAGUAG